Urocitellus parryii (Arctic ground squirrel) is the source of this 984-nucleotide messenger RNA. Lineage: Eukaryota; Metazoa; Chordata; Mammalia; Rodentia; Sciuridae. The record is from RefSeq and is a predicted model, not a curated record.
AUGUUUCCAGCAAGUAGUGCCACAGCAAUGAGAAGAUUCAACAACACUUUCCAUCACCUCAGUGGCUUUGUUCUAGUAGGUUUUUCUGAAUGGCCCAAACUAGAAAUGUUUCUUUUUAUGAUCAUCUCUACCUUCUAUAUAUUGACCCUUCUUGGAAAUUCAGCUAUCAUUUUCUUGUCCCGCUUUGACACCAUGUAUUUCUUUCUGGCUAAUCUCUCCUUUUUGGACCUCUGCUAUACAGCUUCCACAGUCUCCAAGAUGCUGAUAAAUAUACACAGUCACAAAAGAAGCAUCAGCUAUGUGGGAUGUAUAGCUCAACUUUUCAUCUUCCUAGGUCUAGGAUCUAGUGAAUGUGUACUUCUCUCAGUAAUGGCAUUUGAUCAAUAUGUAGCUAUCUGCCAGCCUCUCCACUACACAGUUAUCAUGCAUUCUCGGCUAUGCCAACAACUAGCAACAGUGGCUUGGAUAACAGGUUUCAGCAACUCCUUGGUGCAAACAGUGYUGACUUUCUUAUUACCUCGUUGUGGCCAAUAUCGAGUAGAGAGUUUCUUCUGUGAGGUACCUGCCAUGCUUCAAUUAUCAUGUGUGGAUACACGGAUCAGUGAGGUGGAGAUGUAUGCAGCUGUGAUCGUCAUAAAGGUUAUUCCUGUUGGAUUAAUUCUUUUCNAAUAAUUGAAUCGCAGAAUAAGUAGGCUUGUUCUGCCACUUACUACCUAUACCAUUGCAAGGCAAAAGGCCUUCAACACAUGUGGGUCUCAUCUUCUGGUGGUCAUCAUGUUCUAUGGCUCUGCCAUUAGUGGUUAUGCAUAUAUGGCACCCAAGAGUAACUCAGCCAAAUUGAAGGGCAAGCUUCUUGCACUCUUCUAURGACUCAUAACUCCAAUGCUCAAUCCCCUUAUCUACACUUUGAGAAAUAAGGAUGUUAAGAGAGCAAUAAACAAGCUACUAGGGAGAGAACAAGAACAAGGAUGGAACAUGGCUUAG